Molecule: messenger RNA, 1397 nt
Organism: Hemibagrus wyckioides
Lineage: Eukaryota; Metazoa; Chordata; Actinopteri; Siluriformes; Bagridae
Gene: spout1
Product: SPOUT domain containing methyltransferase 1
Exons: 12
Coding region: 59-1201 (380 amino acids)
Biological process (GO): maintenance of centrosome location; miRNA processing
Cellular component (GO): mitotic spindle; spindle pole centrosome; kinetochore
Molecular function (GO): miRNA binding
Source: RefSeq, a predicted model, not a curated record
AAAUACAGCACAUUUUUGUUCUUUAACGUGACAUUUGGAGGCGGCACAGUGGUAAAGCAUGGAAGGUUCGUCAAAGAAAAAUAAACUCUUCUCUGGAGAGGGUGACGAAAAAGUCAACUGGAAAAAACGGAAAGCAGAAAAGAAAGAACAGAAGAGGAAAUGGAAGGAGGCCAAGCUGAUUCAGCAGCUGGAGAAACAAAAGCAAAAGGAAGAAGAGGCGAAGCAGGAGGAGCAGGAGGAGGAGACGGAGGAGAUGGCGAAGACUAAAGGUCGUUUGUACACAGUAAGUGUGGCUCUGCCGGGCUCUGUGUUGGAUAAUGCUCAGUCACCUGAACUUCGCACUUACCUGGCUGGACAGAUCGCUCGUGCCUGCGCCGUCUUCUGCGUGGACGAGGUGGUGGUGUUCGAUGAGCAGGGAGAAGACACAAAGGGAACUGUCGAGGGAGAGUUUAAAGGAGUUGGUAAGAAAGGUCAAGCGUGUGUUCAGCUGGCCCGGAUCCUGCAGUUCCUGGAGUGUCCACAAUAUUUGCGGAAAGCAUUCUUCCCCAAACACCAUGACCUGCAGUUCGCUGGUCUUUUGAACCCUCUGGACAGCCCACAUCACAUGCGUAUUGAUGAGGAGUCAAAUUUUAGAGAGGGCGUGGUUGUGGAUCGGCCAUGUAAAGCGGGAAAAGGGUCUUUCGUCAACUGCGGGAUGAGAAAGGAAGUUCAGAUAGAUAAGCAGCUUCAGCCUGGACUGAGGGUGACUGUACGACUUAAUAAAAACCAAAACACAGAGAGCAGGGUGUAUAAAGGAGUAGUCGUGGCUCCUCAAGUUCCCAGGACAGAAGGUGGGCUUUACUGGGGCUACAGCGUACGCCUUGCUUCCUGCCUCAGUGCCGUAAUGACUGAGUGUCCAUUUGAAGAUGGCUAUGAUCUGACCAUUGGGACAUCGGAAAAAGGCAGCGAUGCUGACGAUACGACUCUUCCUCCAUUCAGGCAUCUGUUAGUGGUCUUUGGUGGACUUCAGGGUCUGGAAGCGAGUGUGGACGCUGACCCAAACCUGGAUGUAACAGACCCCAGUGUACUAUUUGACCUCUACCUCAACACAUGUCCUGGCCAGGGAAGCCGCACCAUCCGCACCGAGGAAGCCAUACUGAUCUCCCUGUCAUCAUUGCGACAAAAAAUCGCCACUGCUAUAUCUGACCAGGCUAAAUGGUAACUUCAGGAAGUGACAUCACACACAUGAGCGCACUAAUGAAGCUGUGCGGAAAAGAACAUUUCAUCUGCAAAUGUUUUAGACCCAGCCACUGGAUUUGAGGAAUAUUCUGGACUGUACUAUUGCAUCUUUUAUUCUGUAAUAUUGUUAAUAUAAUUAUUUUGUCAUUCCACACACACACACAAAUAUUUCUAAUACA